This is a messenger RNA of Neolamprologus brichardi, 1379 nucleotides long. RefSeq names its product protocadherin gamma-A2-like. Gene Ontology annotation, molecular function: calcium ion binding. NCBI's taxonomy places the organism in Eukaryota, Metazoa, Chordata, Actinopteri, Cichliformes, Cichlidae. Gene Ontology annotation, cellular component: plasma membrane. Gene Ontology annotation, biological process: homophilic cell-cell adhesion. The record is from RefSeq and is a predicted model, not a curated record.
AACAGCGGCGUAUCUCACAUAAACCACGACAUAACGAGCACGGGGUACGACGAGAAAGAGCGGAUAUUCUAGAUGCGCAGAAUAUCUGAUGACAAAGACGACAUUUAUUUUUUUUUAAUUUUCCGUUGUUCUGGGAGGAAUAUAACGCUAAAAUAUUGUUGUGUCUACCAGGAAUUGAUUUCACUUAAUGGAAUAUAUUUUCGCAUUGUGGAGCCUCGCUGAUAGAAUACUAGGGUAGAACAAUGAAAGGGCCUGCGCUGUUGUGUUUUGCUCUCCUUUCCUUUGGCUCGGUAACUGGACAAGUCAGCUAUACAAUACCGGAGGAAAUGACUAAAGGAUCGUUAGUCGGUAAUAUAGCACAGGAUUUGGGUUUACAAAUCAAACGUUUAAUAUCAGGUAAAGCUCGAAUUUAUCCCCGAGACAGCGACCAGUACGUCGAGCUGAACAGAGAAAGAGGAGUCCUCCUCGUUAAAGAAAGGAUCGACAGAGAGGCGCUGUGCAGACGGACGACACCGUGUGCUCUACAUUUUCAGAUCAUUUUGGAGAAUCCGAUGGAAUUUUAUACGGUUACAGUGCAGAUCACAGAUAUCAAUGACAAUGCACCAACCUUUGAGAAAACAGAGAUGGAGUUUAAAAUUAGUGAGUCUGCGGUAACUGGGGCAAAAUUUGUUCUGAAAAGGGCUGUGGAUGUUGAUGUUGGCACCAAUGAUCUUCAAAGGUACGAACUAAAACCAACUGACAAUUUCGUUCUUAAAAUGCAUAAUAAUGCUGAUGGAAACAAAAACGUUGAGAUGGUACUGCAGAAACCUUUAGACAGAGAGAAAAAAGAGCAGAUCUCUCUCGUGUUAACAGCUAUAGAUGGAGGAGAGCCACAGAUGUCAGGAACAAUGCAGAUUCUCAUUAUAGUUUUAGACGUUAAUGAUAAUGCGCCGGUUUUUACACAGCAAACAUACAAAGCUACAGUCACUGAGAAUUCACCUAAAGGAACAGUUGUUGCUACUGUUACAGCGUCAGACGCAGAUCAAGGUUCGAACAGUAAAAUAACAUAUUCAAUCACAAAUACGUUAGGUAACGUAAAGAAAUUGUUUGAAGUAAACACAGAAAACGGGCAAGUUUCAUUGGUUGAAACCAUUGAUUUUGAAAAAACAAAACGCUUCCAAAUAAAUAUAGGAGCAAGUGAUGAGGGGGGACUUACUGAUUCUUGUAAACUGAUUGUUGAUGUUCUGGAUGUAAACGACAAUAAACCUGAAAUCAACAUAAUGUCCAAAUCGACUGUGAUAUCAGAGGAUGCUAAUCUCAACACAGUAGUAACAAUGAUAAAUGUUGAGGACUUAGAUUCCGGAGACAGUGGGAUCGUGAAAUGCUUUAUCAACGAAAAU